Molecule: messenger RNA, 2325 nt
Organism: Habropoda laboriosa
Lineage: Eukaryota; Metazoa; Arthropoda; Insecta; Hymenoptera; Apidae
Product: ATP-dependent RNA helicase DDX54
Exons: 11
Coding region: 1-2325 (774 amino acids)
Cellular component (GO): nucleus
Molecular function (GO): RNA helicase activity; RNA binding; ATP binding
Source: RefSeq, a predicted model, not a curated record
AUGAAAGACACAAAUAUUGUGGGAUUUGGCGAUCCGAAUCAAAUAAGUGAUGAUGAUGAAGAAAACGAAAUUACUAAUAUGAAAAGGAAAGCAUGUAAAAAAUCAGGUGGAUUUCAAUCUAUGGCUCUUAGUUUCCCUGUAUUAAAAGGUAUAUUAAAACGCGGAUAUAAAAUACCAACACCUAUACAAAGAAAAACAAUUCCUUUAGCUUUAGAAGGUCGUGAUGUAGUGGCAAUGGCUAGAACAGGUAGUGGAAAAACUGCUUGUUUUUUAAUUCCUUUAUUUGAAAAACUUAAAGCUAGGCAAGCAAAAGCUGGUGCAAGAGCUUUAAUUUUAUCACCUACACGUGAAUUAGCAUUACAAACAUUAAAGUUUGUAAAAGAAAUAGGCAAAUUCACAGGCCUAAAAGCAGCUGUAAUUUUGGGAGGAGAUAGUAUGGAAAAUCAAUUUAAUGCAAUUCAUGGAAAUCCUGAUAUAUUAGUAGCUACACCAGGAAGAUUUCUACAUAUAUGCAUUGAGAUGGAUUUACAAUUAAAUAAUAUUGAAUAUGUGGUUUUUGAUGAAGCUGAUAGAUUAUUUGAGAUGGGUUUUGGUGAACAAAUUACUGAAAUUGCAAAUAGAUUACCUGAAUCGCGACAAACAUUAUUGUUUUCUGCAACAUUACCUAAAAUUUUAGUAGAUUUUGCAAGGGCUGGAUUAACUGAUCCCGUUUUAUUACGUUUAGAUGUAGAAAGUAAAAUACCAGAACAAUUAACACUUUCAUUUAUAGUAUGUCGUGCAGAAGAAAAACUGGCAGUAAUGUUAUGUUUGUUAAAAAACGUUAUUAAAAGUGAUGCUCAAACGGUAAUAUUUGCUGCAACAAUGCAUCAUGUUGAAUAUAUUCAUCAGGUAUUAGAGAUGGCAGGAAUUUGUAACACGUUUAUCUAUUCCAAUUUGGAUCCAGCAGCCCGAAAAAUAAAUGCAGCUAAAUUUCAAUCUGGAAAAGCUAGAGUUCUAGUAGUAACAGAUGUUGCUGCUCGAGGUCUAGAUAUUCCACAUCUGGAUAAUGUAAUUAAUUUUAACUUUCCUGCAAAAUCAAAGCUCUUUGUACAUAGAGUAGGUCGUUGUGCGCGAGCAGGUCGCUCUGGAACUGCGUAUAAUAUCGUGGCUCCAGAUGAAUAUGCUUAUUUGGUAGAUUUACAUCUUUUCCUUGGUCGUUCAUUGCGUAUUAUUCCUCUUUCUGGGUCAUUAGAGAAUACAGAUGGUGCUAUUGGUAAAAUGCCACAAGCUAUGAUAGAAGAAGAGCUUGCGGAAUUAAUAAAUUGGCACAAUUGUUCCGCUGAUCUCAAAAAUAUGGAAAAAGUUUGUGAUAAUGCAUAUAAACAAUAUAUUCGAUCACGACCUGCACCUUCUUCGGACAGUAUAAAGAGGGUUAAAGAGUUAAACAUUGGCAAAGCAGGUGUUAUACCAGAAUAUUCAGAUAUUUCUUCUAAUACUAGGAAUUUAUUAUCGAAAAUAUUAAAUUAUAAACCACAAGGGACGGUUUUUGAAAUUGGAGCAAAAACAUCAUCACUUGACUAUCAGGUUAUGAAAAAGAAACGUACGUUACAUAAAGAAAAUAUUACAAAUUUUCGUAGAAAAGCAGAAGAGGUAGAAGCUAGAAAAAAUUCAGAAGAUUUGGUUAAAAAAGUGAAUCUUCCAUCAAGUACAAAUGAUGAAAUUAAUGCAGUGUUUAAUACAAUUGUACUUCCAAAGAAAAGAAAACUAGAUGAUUUAUAUAAACCUUCUAAAAAAAAGAAACGAUUAGUAACACGCGACGAAGAAUUCUUUAUUCCAUAUUCUGCCCCAGAUAAACACACAGAAGAAGGUUUAGCUGUUAAUUCUUUCAACACGGAAGCGGAAAAAGUACAAAUGGACUUAACUGCAGAUAACGAAGAAUCUCAGCGACUUCAAACGCAAAUAAAAAAAUGGGAUCGCAAGAAAAAGAAAAUGGUUACCACCAAUAAGGAACGGAAAGUUAGUAAAAUACGAACAGAGUCUGGAGCUUGGUUACCUGUCAGUUACAAAUCAAACCGUUAUUCAGCCUGGAAAGAGAAAACCAAAAUAGAUGCUACAAAUGAUGAUAAUGAUAGUGAAGAAGAACCUUCACAAGUACAGAAACUGCACACAACGGCUAAUACACAUUGGGCACGGCACAAUCAAAAGAUAAAGGAAAAGAUUAUAAAGAAUAAAGAACUGAAACGUCCAGAAGAAAUUUUAAAGACACGUAAAUUGCUCGAACGAAGACGUAAAAGGAACGGUAGAGGAAAUCGAAAAGGUCAGAAGAAACGUGGAAAGAAACAUUAA